UUCCCCUUUUCGUGACACAACUCUUAUAAUCCUCAGUAAUAUCGUAUUAUUGGACGUAGCUAAAUAAUUCAAAACAAACACCAGAGAAAAUGAAUCAGUUCCGGUUACGCGAACGUGGACCAUAUGGUGAAUUGGGGAGGAUGGCAUUUCACAUUUAUUCAAAGUAAUCGGCAUUGCCUGCUAGAUAGUAGCGAGUUAAUUCAUUAUCGUUUAACAAACAAAACAACUGCACAUCAGUUAAAUCAAAAGAACUCGACCUAGUUCAACAUAUGGCAAUUGCGGGAUGCCAUCAAGCAAAAGCCCUUCAUGUGCGCAAGGUGAUGUGGGGGCACGCGGCUCACCUGUCCGCAAGGGCGGGAGGAACAGGGUCUGGACGAGCACGGCGCGUUUGGGAGUACAGGCACUGCGCUGUCAAGUCAGGAACUGUUUAUCCCUACUCCUCCUCCUCCUCACCAUCCUCCUCUUCACAAUCUCCCUCAACUCGAAAGCAACUACAGAGGGACCGGCGCCAGAGAGAGAAGGAGAACUCAAUUUUGAACAGCAAGCACACUAAUGUGGAAGAUGAAGGAAUGCGGUGGCGGGAGAAAGAGAAGAUAGUUUACUCUGCUCCGACCUCGCCGGGGGAGAAGAAAGACACCUCCCUGCCUUUCCCCCCCUCCUACAGCCCCCAGUUUGUGGAGUCCAGCUGGUACCAGUGGUGGGAGAAGGAGGGGCUCUUUACACCUGAGUAUCAGGACAGACUCCCACAUGCAGUGAAUCGGCCCUUUGCGCUGUGUAUCCCUCCGCCCAAUGUGACCGGCACUCUUCACCUUGGCCACGCCCUCACUGUUGCCAUACAAGAUGCCAUAGUCCGCUGGCGGAGGAUGCUGGGAUACAGAGUGCUGUGGGUGCCAGGGUGUGAUCACGCCGGCAUCGCCACGCAGGCCGUGGUGGAGAGGAAGCUCCUGAAGGAUCAUGGGAGAUGUAGGCAAGACUACAGCAGGGAAGAGUUUCUGCAGGAGGUGUGGAAGUGGAAGAAUGAAAAAGGAGAUGAGAUUUAUCACCAGCUGAAGAUGCUGGGAGCCUCACUGGACUGGAGCCGGGCCUGCUUCACCAUGGACCCGGGCUUCAGCCGCUCUGUGACGGAGGCGUUUGUGCGGCUGGGUGACUCCGGGCUGAUCCAGCGCUCUGAGGCGCUGGUGAACUGGAGCUGUGCUCUGGGGUCGGCCAUCUCAGACAUCGAGGUGGACACAGUGGAGCUGUCCGGACGAACUCUCCGGUCUGUACCAGGGUAUGAAAACAAUGUGGAGUUUGGGACGUUGGUCACCUUCGCCUAUCCCAUAGAGGGACAGGGAGGGGAGGUGUCGGUCUCCACCACGCGACCGGAGACCAUGUUGGGGGACGUGGCCAUCGCUGUGCACCCUGAUGACCCCAGAUACCAGUCACUCCAUCAUAAGGAGUGCAGGCACCCGUUCACUGACAGGCUGCUGCCGAUCCUGCCUGACCCGCUGGUUAACAUGGAGCUGGGUACAGGGGCAGUAAAGGUGACCCCGGCCCACGACCACACUGACUUCCUGCUGUCCCAGAAGCACUCCCUCCCCCGGGUCACUGUGAUUGGAGGAGACGGGAGAAUGACAGCCCUCUGCGGCCAGUGGCUGGAGGGUGUGAAGCGAUUUGAUGCCAGGGAACGAGUGAUCAGCGCUCUGAUGGAGAGAGAGAUGUUCAGAGGAAAGAUGGAUCACUCCAUGAUUCUGCCUGUCUGCAGUCGUUCUGGAGAUGUGAUUGAGCCCCUUUUGAAGAAGCAGUGGUUUGUGCGCUGUGAAGAAAUGGCUACAAGAGCCAUGCAGGCUGUGGAUGACGGUGAGCUGGAGAUCAUGCCUCACUUCUACAAGAAGACCUGGAGGAACUGGCUGUCCAACAUCAGUGAUUGGUGCAUUUCCAGGCAGCUGUGGUGGGGUCACCAGAUCCCAGCCUAUCAGGUGGCUCUCCCUGGGGAAGCAGAGUCUGAAGAGGAGCGCUGGGUGUGGGGGCGUGAUGAGGCAGAGGCCAGGCAGAGGGCAGCAGUGAGGUUUGGGGUGAACCCAGACUCUGUGACUCUGACUCGAGACCCUGACGUGUUGGAUACCUGGUUCUCCUCUGCGCUCUUCCCGUUUGCCAUGCUGGGCUGGCCAGAGCAGACCUCCGACCUGCAGCAGUUCUAUCCCAACAGCCUCCUGGAGACAGGAAGUGACCUCAUCUUCUUCUGGGUGGCCAGGAUGGUGAUGCUGGGUACGGAACUGACUGGACAGCUGCCCUUCAGACAGGUGCUCUUGCACUCUCUGGUCAGAGAUAAGCACGGGAGGAAGAUGAGUAAAUCUCUGGGAAACGUCAUCGACCCAUUGGAUGUCAUGUCAGGAAUUUCCCUGCAGAGGCUCCUGGAAAAGGUGAAGGAGGGGAACCUGGACCCUAGAGAAACCAGCGUUGCCAUGGAAGCACAGAGGAGAGACUUCCCCAGAGGAAUCCCGGAGUGUGGAACUGAUGCCCUGCGUUUCGCUCUCUGCUCUUACAAGCUCCAGGGUGAGGACAUCAGUCUGUCCGUGUCCCAGGUGCUGAGCUCCAGACACUUCUGUAAUAAGAUGUGGCAGACCCUGCGCUUCACCCUGUCUGUGCUGGGCUCCCACGGCCCCGCCCCAGGCACCCUGGCCGAGACGACCCCUCUCAGCAGUAUAGACCGGUGGAUUUGCUCGCGGCUGAGGGGCACGGUGCUGCAGUGUGAGCGCGGCUUCCAGAGCUGCGACCUGCAGGCCGUCACCUCCGCCCUGCACUCCUUCUGGCUCCACGGCCUCUGUGACGUCUACCUGGAAUGCAUCAAGCCAGUGCUGGGUGAGCAGGAUGGGGCUCCAGGCCGCUGGUCUGACGCAGAGAGAGAGAGUGCUCGCGGCGUGCUCUUCCACUGCGUGUCUAUCUCGCUCGCCCUCUUCGCCCCCUUCAUGCCCUUCCUCACCGAGGAGCUGUGGCAGCGGCUGCAGGCUCACCGGCCGGCUGCGUCGGCUGCCCCGGCUGCCAGCCUGAGUGUUCAGCCCUACCCACAGCCCAGUCAGCUGGACCACUGGCACUUCCCCCAGGAGGAGGCCGACUUCUCCUUGGUACAGGAAGUGGUGAGGGUCACAAGGUCACUGCGGGCCCAGUGUCACCUGACAAAAGCCAGACCAGACUUGUGGGUCGUGUGCUCGCCCAGUCAGGCCCAGUCCCUCCUGAACUUCAGCUCAGCCGCUCGAACCCUGGGCCGGGUCUCCAGCCUUCACCUCCACUGCCCACCAGGGGCUGGACAGGGCCCUGAGGCUGCCUCCGCUCCACCACCGCCUGGAGGCUGCGCGGUGGGCGUGGUCGACCACACCUGUCAGCUACACCUGGACGUGCAGGGCAUUGUGAAUGUGGAUGGGCUGACUACCAGGCUCUCUCAGCACAGAGAGAAGGUUCUGACCCAGCUGGAGCAGUGUGUCUCUCGAACCCGAGUCCUGCACUACACAGAGAAGGUGCCGGAACGUGUCAGGCAGGAGACAGAGAAAAAGAUCUCAGCCUUAGAACAAGAGCUGACUAAUAUCCAGGACCAACUGCUGGCAUUACAGGGCUUAAGAAACAAACAAGACAGCUGAGAGUGAGGAUAGAGGAGAGGGGCCUGUACUUAUAAUCCAGCUCAUCAUGGGAUCAAGAUAAGCCCAAAAACAAAGCGUCACCUCCUUCAAACCUGCAUGGGACUGCGCUCAGCCUUACAAACCAGCAAAACGAUUUUCAGUCAGUCAUCUUACUUACAGUCAGACCCUGCUGCACAGUCGCACUGUCACUGACAGCAGUCGUCAACUCCACCCAUAGUUCGGUGGUAUGGGACACACUUCCUGUGAAAUAUUGUAAUGUACAGGUUUUAAUGGUCACUGUGGGCAUUUUGAUUUGAACAAAGUUUAUGUAUAAUAAAUGAUUCACACGUUG
This is a messenger RNA of Conger conger (European conger), 3945 nucleotides long. RefSeq names its product valyl-tRNA synthetase 2, mitochondrial (gene vars2). Gene Ontology annotation, molecular function: valine-tRNA ligase activity; ATP binding; aminoacyl-tRNA deacylase activity. NCBI's taxonomy places the organism in Eukaryota, Metazoa, Chordata, Actinopteri, Anguilliformes, Congridae. Gene Ontology annotation, cellular component: cytosol. Gene Ontology annotation, biological process: valyl-tRNA aminoacylation. The record is from RefSeq and is a predicted model, not a curated record. The coding region runs from base 270 to 3614 and encodes 1114 amino acids. The transcript is spliced from 31 exons.